AGAUGUACAAGUUGCUACAUCAGGACCAUCAGUAAUAAUCAGCAAUACACCUGGUUGAUCAGGCUCUGAUCCACCAGGAGGCCUGGUCACAGACCUGGCCGCGGGGCGUUGACCCCCGGAACUCUCUCCAGGUAAACUCUCUCCAGGUAAUACUUCAAUAUCAACAGCAAGGCACCGUCACUGGCAUAGUAGUAUUAAUGUACUGUUAAAGCUGUGAGUCAAGAUGAGUUUUGCAAGCCCUACAAACCUCUGUAUCCCGGCGCUUGGUCGUCCUUUCCGUCUUGGGAUGCUUUAUGACUGCAGAAAUGAUAAAUUAAUCCAGGGCAUUUCUCUAUGGGACAAAUCAUCAAUGGAGGAAAAAAAUUGUCAGCAUCAAGAAACAUCUGAAUUCCACAUAAUUACUUCUGAUUCUCUAGAAGAUAAAGCCGCAGCUUUUGAAAUAAAUGCUAAUAUGAAGCUAAGCUUUCUUGGCGGUCUGCUCGAUGUGUCGGGAUCUGGGAAAUACCUUCGCAAUGACAAGUCUUCUAACAAUCAAGAGAGAGUCACUCUGCAAUUCAAGUGUACCACCAAGUCGGAGGAGAUGACUAUGGAACAACUUGGUAAGGGUAAAGUGCAACACCCAGAUGUAUUUGAUCAUGGAACUGCAACACAUGUCGUCACUGGAAUAGUAUAUGGAGCACAUGCAUUCUUUGUUUUUGAGAGAGAUCGUUCCUCCUCCUCACGUGAUGAGGAAGUUUGUGGAACUUUGGAAGGUUUGGUGAAAUUAAUACCAACGUGUUCGAUCGAUGGUAAAGGUCAAAUUGAUAGUUCUGAAAAUUUAAUUAAAAAAAAUAAGAAUUUUAAAUGCACAUUCAUUGGAGAUUUUCUGCUACGUGAAAAUCCUUGUACCUUCCAAGAUGCUGUUCGAGUGUACAGAGACUUACCAAAGCUCUUAGGAGAGGAAGGACAAAAUGCAGUACCAGUCAAAAUUACAUUGUAUCCUCUAACCUUGCUUGAUAGUAAGGCCAGUAAAUUAGUUCGCGACAUUAGUGCAAAUCUUACCAGUGAGACAGAAAAAGUCUUCGAAGAUCUUCAUGAGUUCACUGUGAGGUGCAACGAUUUAUGUAAUUCUUCUGCUGCAAAAACAAAUAAGAUUAUCCAAAAAGAAGCAUCAAAAUUUAAAUCACUCAUUACUACUUACAAAUGUGAACUCCAGAGAUUAUUGUCAUUAUUGCUACCCAGUAUCAAAGGUGGUGGUGCUGAGGAAUCCCUUCUGGCAGAUAUUCUAAGGAAGAACGAGGAAUCUCCAUUCAGCUACCAUAACCUGCAAACUUGGGUUCAAGAUAAAGAAGAAAUUGUACAAGUUCUCAAUGAAUAUGUCAAGACAUUUUCAGACAUUAAGUUUGUCUCACAACCGGGUGAUUUACAGUCAAUGAUCAUGAGUCCAGAAUAUGACUACACAUUCUGCUUCAGAAUUUUUCUGCCAAAAAACAACUCUCAUCUUUCUAAAAUGGAAAAAUACAUAAAAAAUGAAUGUAAACCUGAAAGUGACCAAGCAAAUGUAAAACGUUCUGAGGAAACUUUGCUGACAAAUCGCAGUGGUGAAAAUUACAUGAUGAAGAGAGCUAGAUUAUUUAGAGACUUCUUUUACUCUAACAAAGAAACAAAAUAUACUGCUUUUAUAGUGGCAGUGGACUUUUCUGAUACGUUAAACUAUGAAGCUAAUAUAGAAUGUUACAGGCGAGGUGGUCUGCUAUAUGAGAAUUAUGAAGUUUUAUCUGCACCUGGCAUGCCUCAAAUUGAUGGAACUAAUAGUACUCAUGAUAGUAUUACUAUUGUCUGGACAUCACCAGAAUCUGGAGUUUCAAAUGUGCAAAAAUAUGAAAUACUUUGUCAACAAAUGAGUAUAGAGAUUUCACCUGCGAUCUUCAGGUUCACAACAAGUGCUGACACUCGCAGCUUCACUCUUACAAACCUUGAGGUUAACAGUGUUUACCAAGUGAGCGUUCGGAGCUUGUGCGAGGCUGGAGUGAGUCCCACAAGUGAAACUAACAAAGUCUCAACUAGACCAACGAGCUCCCCAGGGAAGCCUCAAGUAUGCCAAAAGUCAUCAACAACUGUAGAAAUACAAUGGUCACAACCAGAAUGCAUUGGUCCACGCUGCUGCAUAGCAAACUAUAUAGUCAAGGAGCAGAAGGAAGGGACUAAUGAAUGGGACAUAAUAGCAACCACCAAAGCAGAUGAAGUUACCUACACAACAGAAUUUACACCAAACACAGUUCCCAAGUUUAAAAUAGCUGCUGAAUGUGGUGCUGCAGGCUGCAGUGUGGACAGUGAGCCCUCUGAUCACAUUUCUUUAAAAACUGAUAAAGAUUUAAAAGAUGAAGAAAGCAAAAAAAUGAAACAAAAAUUAUGUGCAGCAUCAAGUGUAGCAUCUGUUGGUACACCUACUAUUUACUUGCUUCAACCAAAAUUAGUUAUUUCUGAAGCUCAAAAUUUGAUAAGAAAGUAUGAACUGGGAACACCAGAUCACAAUAAAGGUUUCCAGGAAAAAGUAAUCUUACUAGUCGGAGCAACAGGAUCAGGCAAGACAACCUUGAUCAAUGGCAUCAUCAACUACAUCUUUGAUGUUAAUUGGACCGAUGAUUUUCGCUACAAAUUAAUAUCGGAAAUCACUGAUGGCAACCAGGCCAAAAGUCAGACUCGACACAUUACUUCUUACACCAUUCAUCAUCAUGAAGGUUCUAACUUCCCCAACAUUCUGACCAUCAUUGACACUCCAGGGUUUGGUGACACCUCAGGAGUGAUGAGAGACAGGGAGAUCACAGGUCAGAUACAAAAGUUCUUUAACACCAAAGGUUCAGGUGGUAUUGAUCAUAUCGAUGUUGUUGGCUUUGUGAUUCAGUCUUCCUUGCCCAGAUUAACUCCAACACAGUCAUACAUUUUUGACCAGAUCCUUUCCUUGUUUGGAAAAGAUAUUAAGAAUAACAUUUUUCUGUUACUCACUUUUGCUGAUGCACAAAAACCACAAGUUUUGAGUGGAAUAAAGGAAGCUAAUAUGCCAUACAAAAAACAUUUCAAGUUUAACAAUUCUGCUUUAUAUGCUAAAAACAAAAAAGAUGCUAGAUGUACUGCUACUAAAGAUGACAGUGACGAAGAGGAUGGAAAUUGUAAGUUUGAUGAAAUGUUCUGGGAGAUGGGAGUAAAUAGCUUCAGUACUUUUCUGAAAGAGUUGAACGUAGUUAAGAGUAAAAGUCUUUUAUUGACUCAGGACGUACUGAAUGAACGAGGUCAGCUACAAAACUAUAUCAUGGGGAUUCAAAAAGAAAUUCAGGCAGGUCUCAACACACUGGAAACAUUGAAGACAGAGACAGAAGUAGUAAAAUCUCACCAAGCUGACAUAGACAGAAAUAAAAACUUUACUUAUACAGUAAAUGAGGAAGAAUUUAAAACAGUUGAAAUUCCUUCAGGUCAGUAUAUAACAAAUUGCCAAAAAUGCAAUCGAACCUGCCAUGAAAUUUGUGGGAUUGCCGAUGAUAAUGAGAAACAUGGAUGUUGGGCAAUAACUAAUGAUUAUUGUCGUAUUUGUCCAAAAAAAUGCCACUGGGCAGUGCAUAAGAACUGCAGAUUCAAGUUUGUUCUUGAAAUGGUGCAGAAAACUAAAACUGCUGAGGACUUAAGAGCACGCUAUGAGAAAGCAGCAGAGGGAAAACUGUCAGCUGAAAACCUCAUUUCAAGAAUCCAGGAUGAAUUUAAAGCAGUGCGACUGAAAACUUUGGGAAUGACAGAAUCAGUGAGGAAGUCAUUGGAGCGCUUGCAAGAAAUUGCUCUCAAGCCAAACCCUUUGUCAACAGUUGAAUAUAUUGACAUCCUGAUUGAAUCUGAACAGUCAGAGGCACAUCCAGGAUGGAAGUCGAGGGUCAACCAACUGAAAGAUGUCAGAAAAGAGGCAGAAUAUAUACAAAAGAUUGCUGAUGAUGGAUAUGAUCCUUUUGAAGAUUACAUAAAAAAGAUUGACGAAGAGACAAAAUCAAACCCAGAAGGUCCUUGGGCAGCUGCAGGACAGUAUUUAUCUAUCAUCAAGUAAGUACUGUUACUUUUCUCCAUAGAUAACAUAAUGAAAAUAUAAGUUAAAUUAUUAUUUAAUGACAAGCUUUUAAUAACGGUAGAGCAGAUUGUGAAGAUUUAUGUAUAAUUAACAAGUCAUUGGAUGCCCAAGCCUCUUCCAAACAAAGACUUCCCUACCCAACCCUCCAACCUUUCCUAGGCUUACCCUUACCCUUUUUCCAUCUACUACUGAUUUAUAUACUAUUCAAGUUUUUCUUCCUCUCUAAAUUUCCAAAUCAGCUCUAUAACCUCUCCCCCCCUCAAGGGAGGUUCCUUGAUGCUGGUGAGGGGCUCUUGAUCAAGGGAGUUGGAUCUGUGUUCCAGUUCUCUGAAUUGAGUCUGAAUACCUUCCAUCCCCCACAUAUAACCCUAUGGGUUUAGCGCUUCCCUGUGAUUAAAAUAAAAAUAAAUUUAUAACCUCUCCUCAGCCCACUGGAUAAUAUUCUCAGUAACCCCACAGCUUUUAAUUGCCAACAAACGAAUUCUUUGCAUAAUAUUCACACCACACAUUGCUCUCAGAUAUGACGUCUGCUGUCUCAGAGCGUCUCCUCACUGCAGUGUUGAAAACCCAUAUUUCACACCCAUAUAGGAGUGUUGGUACCACUAUUUUCUGAUACAUUCCCCUUUUUGUCUCCAUAAAUAACGUUCAUCUCUACAGAUGCCUCAAUGCCCCAUAGGACUUUUUUUCCCUUCAAUUCAAUGGUUCACUUCAUCAGUCAGUAGGUUAGUAUCUCACAGAGCGAUGCAUCUUUGCCUGGGAGUAUAAGGGAACAUUUUCUCAAAGCAAUUUGUAGUUUAGCCAGAGGCAUGUAGGUGUUUUCUCAUCGCUGUGCGAUUGUCAUUAUCCCAGAGCAAUGUGUUUAUUCUGGGUGGGUGUUUGCCAUGAGUGACACGUUUUUGUUUGGGGCAUGAGGGCGUUCUCUUAUUGCUGUGAAGUUGGCAUUAUCACAGGGAAGCGCCUAACCCCGGCCUCCUCCAUGCCCACAGCCUCCUCUCUAAGAUCACCUUUACACCAUCAUUCUCCUACCUCUUGGUUCAAGUCCAACACAGCUCCCACACCCCUACAACUUCAACUCCUUUGCCCCAUCACACCACCUGCUCCAACGCCUUGAUCAAGACCAAUCCAGCUCCAUUUCCUUGCAUCAAGAUCCCACUGUCAUCUUAGACCUCCGUUCUCCAUUUCCUCUGAUCAAGACCACCUCUCCCACUCCAUUUUGCAUGUACCUUCACUCCAAACAUCUCUCCCUCACCUUCCAUUAUCUAGCUCCUCAGAUCGAGAGCAGCCUCUCCUACAAAAUGCCCAACCUUAACACCCACGUAUUGUACACUACUUAACUACCUAUUAAUGAAGAAGUGCAAAAUACCACUAGCACGGUCCCUCAGUAUUCUUUGGAGAAAGAGCUUAUAAGAUCUAGGUGAAAUUCCAGAGGCCUUAAAGAGUGCAGACAUAGCUCCUUUACAUAAGGGAGGUAGUAGAAUGCUAGCUAAAAAUUACAGACCAUUAGCCCUAACUUCUCACAUCACAAAAAUCUUUGAAAGAGUGAUGAAAUGGCAGCUUACAAACUACAUGGACCAGC
Molecule: messenger RNA, 5663 nt
Organism: Cherax quadricarinatus
Lineage: Eukaryota; Metazoa; Arthropoda; Malacostraca; Decapoda; Parastacidae
Source: RefSeq, a predicted model, not a curated record